CUAUGAACGAGUAACAUUGCAAUUUUAUCUAGCAAAUGUGUCGCUAGGAAGAGCGGCAGAGCAUCAAGACUUCUUCAAGAGGAACAACAGUUUACAGCAUCAACAGCAAAUUUGCCAGAUUUGACAGGUCCUCCGCAGCAAUCGCGAGCAUUGACUUCACAUCUCAAUUCAGUUUACCUUGCUGCCUGUUAACGUCGCUUAGCAGUGGACAUGUCUCAUUCGCAGACAACGCCGGCGUCAAAUAAGGGUGUGUCGGUGAUGGAGUUUCGGACAGAGGAAGCUCUGUUAAAGCAUUUGAUUGACGACAUCGAGAGCAUACCGAGCGAUCCAUCUUUGGAGCAGCUUUGCUCGAAAGCUAAAACAUCUAUCAGUAAGACUCCUUUUUGGAUCUUGUCUGCUCCUGACGAGGACCAUACAAAGUCGAAAUCCGUUGAGGACGAAUUCCGCCGACUUCAGACGUUGAAAAGUUACAAUGUUUUGGAUGAAAUGUUUGACGAAGACUUGGAUAGGCUAACAGCAAUGGCGAGCCGUAUGUUUGACGUCCCUAUUGCUCUUGUAAGCCUGGUUGACCUAGGAAGAAUCUGGUGCAUUUCAAAUCGCGGCCUCGGAGAAGUACGCCAGAUACCCAGGAAAGAUUCAUUCUGCGCGCAUGCGGUGCUUAGCAACUCCAAGUCCUUUAUUGUUCCUGAUGCUAGCAAAGACAGCCGCUUUUCGACGAACCCGCUGGUUACUGAAGGCGGAAUUCGUUUCUACGGCGGAGCGCCGUUGGAGACACCAGAAAAUUAUAGGAUAGGUAACUUUUGUUUGCUGGGUACCAAGCCUCGCCCCGAAGGCCUUUCCGAAGCUGAGUUAAUGACGUUGGUAGACUUUGCUGCCAUGGCAGUCAAGGUACUUGUGGAUCGUCGGUAUCGGAGGGAUACGGAAAUCAAACAGGAUUUGAUUGUAGCACAUACGGCACACGAUCUCAUCACUCCGCUUACAGGACUUCAAAUGUCCUUGAAUCUUCUGAACGAAGAUGUAUCCUUGACCAGUAAAAUGGACGACGAACAACAAGAACUCCUUUCAACUGCUAUUGUCUGCACUGAUAUUAUGAGCCGGUUCUGCCACGUUACCUUGGCUGAUCUAAAAAAAGUGGACCCACCCGCCGUAACAAUGACAAGCGAAUGCUCACUAUCUCAUUCCAAUUGUCAUGUCAAAGACCUCUUCCGCUGCCUGCAUCAGACCAUUGCUCCUCUUUCGAAGAAAGUUCCGAUCGUCUUCUCCAUGGAAACAUCCUUAAUGAAUCUCGUGGCGUGUGAUGGACUAGCUCUUUUCCGUUUUGCUUUAAGUCUUCUCUCUGCAGCAUGUGACCGAACUAAAAGAGGAAGUAUAUCCUUGCGCCUUUUUACUCUCAAAGAAGAAAGCACCAUAGCUAUUGAGUGUGAGGACACUGCUACCUCUUUGCUCGCCAAAGACGUUAAUUUGUUGUUCGACAACAGUCCUGAUGUGUGUGGACUCACAGAUCCUGCACUCGGUGGGAUACAGUUUGCGAUUUCACUUGCGCACUCAAUCGGUAGUUCCUGCGGGGUACGUGGUCGCUCGCUUGUCGACGAUCAACAGGAUAGCGACUCCGUUGAUGGAUCAGUGUUUUGGUUCCAUCUUCCGGCAUCGUUUGAUGGUGACUAUUGGAAUGAAAAUAGUGAGAUUACUGGGGAAGUAGCGUCGAGAGCCAAAGGAAAAUACUUUACCUUUGACGGGUACAGAGCUCCCAUGUUCGCCCAAAGAAGACUCUUUGGAUUUUUUUUGGGACUGAAGCUGCUUCGAAGGGCUCUAGUUAUCGAUGAUUCCUUGGUUGUAAGAAAAACUUUAGUGCGAGGUUUGUCGAGUCUAGGAUACGAAGUUGAAACAGCAAGCGACGGGAUGGAGGGGCUCAAUGCAUUGAAAAAACGUAUUUACUCGGUUUGUUUAUGUGACUUUUUGAUGCCUAUCAUGGAUGGAUUGGAUUGUGUUCAGCAGUAUCGAGUGUGGGAAGCAGAAUAUCGUUUUAGCCAUCGACAAAUUAUUGUUGGUAUUUCAGCACACGCGACCAAAAAAGACUCAAACAUCGCAAGACAGAUUGGCAUGGAUGAUUACAUGGCAAAGCCCAUCACCAUCAAAAUGCUCAAAGAUCUGGACGAGAGUGAUCUCGUUCGGCAUGCUACGACGCAAAAUCAAAACCUUACGAGUCUUAAAGAAGAUACAGCCGGGAUCGAAUUGCCUAGAAAACGAGCCCUGUCAGUUGGAUCAAAGUACGUGCCGGUUCCUCGUCUAAUGAAAUCCAAGUUUACACUUCCGAAAGUUAAACGAAAUGAGCUAAUUGACCACCCUCGUUGCUUAAUAGCAAAACUUGGCUCCAUCGAUGGUUCAUCAGACCUCACACAACUGUUUACAAGGAGUGGUUGGCAGUGUGAAGUUGCGAGUAAUGAGGCUGAGCUGUCGUUGAUGCUCCGCAAUCGAAACUGGGAUGCUGUACUUAUCGACGACUGCAUGUUUGAACGCAAUCAGACUUGCAUCUUGGAAUUUCGUGUUUGGGAAACAAAGAACCGUAUCAAUCGGCAAAGAAAUCUAUUUCUUCAUUUUGCAAUAGCCCAACAGACGACAAAGCUUGCCAUGGAAACUAUGUUCUUGCUAGCGCCUGAAGGAUUCGACGGAGCUAUCCAGAUACCGCUUCUGUGGGACGACUUUGUGUCAAUUUUUAAAUCAAUGAACUCAGAUACCAGAACUAUGUCCAUAAUAACACGAUAGAAAAGAUUUGUUUUGCCAAUAAUGGUAACUGUAAGUGUUAAUAAAGAACGUCUUCAACUGGUUC
Molecule: messenger RNA, 2827 nt
Organism: Phaeodactylum tricornutum CCAP 1055/1
Lineage: Eukaryota; Bacillariophyta; Bacillariophyceae; Surirellales; Neidiaceae
Gene: LHK
Product: light histidine kinase
Exons: 3
Coding region: 211-2763 (850 amino acids)
Biological process (GO): phosphorelay signal transduction system
Molecular function (GO): phosphorelay sensor kinase activity; protein binding
Source: RefSeq, a predicted model, not a curated record